AUGACCACUCCGACAAGCAUGGCGCCAGUCCUGCGCCUUCUUCUCCUCCUCCUGGCAUUCUCCCCCCUCGCAGCGACGACAUUCUGCUACUGGCCCAACGGCGAGAGCGCUGACGAAAACACGUACGUGCCCUGUGUCGACAGUAAGGGCGCCGGCAACGGCGUCUGCUGCCAGCAGGGCGACAUCUGUAUCGGCAUCAAGUUAUGCCAGACUCGCCCGUCCUUUGGCGAGCUGCCCCUCGGCGGCGUUGGGAACAUCGAGGCUAUCCCAGAGUACUACCGCCCGGCAUGCACGAGCGACGACUGGUUCAAUGAUCGCGUCUGCAGAAAGGUCCCCUGUGCAGACGACUCGGCCCCCUUUCACGACCUCCUGGACGGAGUGCAAGGCCUCGGCCAGUGCGACGAUAAAGACCAGGGCGUGUUCUACUGCCUAGACGACGCGAGGCCCCAGCCCAAAUGCGGCCUGGGCGAUAAACAUCUGCUUACCAUCGAUAACAUGCAAGACACAUAUACAGCCUCCCGGCCGAAUGGUGUAUACCUCAUCCCCACUACCACAAAGGCCACGGAGACGAGCUCCAGAAGCAGCAGCAGUAGCAGCAGCAGCACCAGUGUAAUCCUGGUAGCAGGACCGCCCGUCACCGCGGCCCCGGCCCCGUCGAAGUCCACCUCCCCGCCACCAGGAACCGCGGCGCCUGCCCCAACGACAACAGGGCCGGUUGUGACGCCGACGACGACACCGGGCGCGGUGACGCCCCAGGAAGCGAACAACGACGACAAGGCGGCGGACCUGCCGCUCGCUAUCGGCGGCGCGAUCGGCGGCGUCUCCUUGCUGGCGGCCGGCGUGCUGGCCUUCUUCAUCGCGCGGCGCCUGCGCUGUUGCCGGGGCCGCCGUCUCGCCGCGAGGGCCGAGAGCCCGCCGCCCAUCGAGCUCGACGGUUGGCGCCCUGGACAGGCUGAGAACAGCAGCGGGAGGGACUAUGUUGCCCAUAACGGUGGUGGUGGGGGCGGCGGCGUGGAGUUGGGUAAGAGCGCCGGCGAUGGCUAUGGUUAUGGCUGGAGGAAGUACUACUGA
Thyridium curvatum is the source of this 1071-nucleotide messenger RNA. RefSeq lists its product as uncharacterized. The coding region runs from base 1 to 1071 and encodes 356 amino acids. Lineage: Eukaryota; Fungi; Ascomycota; Sordariomycetes; Thyridiales; Thyridiaceae. The record is from RefSeq and is a predicted model, not a curated record. The transcript has 2 exons.